AUGUCGGGACCAGCACAAGGCGGACAAGCGAAAUUCUGCAAGCCGACCGAGAGCCAUGCGCCAACAUGGUGUAACUGUAGAUCGGCAGGGCUGAAGUCACAAAAGGAGCAGUUCUUGAGGUGGUUGGUUGAAUUAAACUCCUGGAUAUACUGCCACAGCCUUGGCGUCAACCUUCUUUGGAUGUUCUUCCACGCAUUCCAAGUUGCGUUUCUCGUAUACCAACUGUUCGGCCACGUCCGCUGGGCCAGGGUCCUGGCGGACUGCGUAAACAACGCCAUUGUUGGCAGCCGACGUGUGGCUGCCUUCAAUGCACCCCUGCAAGGAGCGAGCCGCCAGUUACGGCUCCCUCAGGGUUAUCGGAACUUGCCGUUCAGCGAUCCGACAAGCCAGAAGACGCUAAGAAUGUUUCGUCAUGAUCACCUCCUAUUCGGGAGGGACAGACAGCGGGAGCAAGAGUGCACUGCCAAGGGUGUUGAGUGCCUGGGAUAUAGCAAACAAAAGCCUCUGAUCUGGCUCCAGGGGGGAGGAAACCAAAACCAAUAUCUGGCCGAGGGAAAUAAUUUGGAGCCGCCGAAGAGGAAGAAAGGAAGGCCGAAGAUUAUAAUUGCAAAGGACGAUGCGAAAGAAUCAAUAAAGUCCCCCGACCUGGAGAAAGAUGACAGAUCUGAGGUACUGGAGCUUGUGGAAACCGCUUGGGACAUUUCAAAUUCACUAACCAAUUUCGACCAUCAGCGUGUUCCUGAAGCCUGGGACUUUAAAUAUCCGCUAAAUAUUAAAGUGGUUGUUAGUACCAUAUGGUACUUCAAUAAAUAUAUAUACCCCGAGAUUGAUCCAAUAGUUUACUACCAAGAUCUCCCAACAAUCGACCCCAAAAGCUGGCAAGAUGACGUCUCCAAUUUACUGUUUAGUAUACUCGUCUCAGCCGUUGCAACUCACCAAGCUAUAAAAUCGCAGCAGGACGAACAUAUAACCCUUGGCCGCGAGAUUUACCAGUAUAAACAGCAGGCUUUUCGCAGAUUAAAUUGCGAACUCAGAAAUCCUAAGACUCAGUUAGGGGAUAUAACGCUAAUUUGUGUUUUGACAUUACUGUUAGUGGAGACCCAGCAAUCAGCCUAUGGUGAAUGGUUCGCCCAUUUUGAAGGUGCAACGACGAUAAUCGGAUUGAAAGGGGGUUUAAAAGCCGUUCUUGAACGGUGUCCCAUAUUGAAAAGUGCUCUGACAUGCUACUUAAUAGCGGAUGUCCUAGGUGGCACUACAUCCCGGCAGGUAUUAUCCAUGGACGACAUUUCCAGACAGCUAGGAUACGUGGGAGAUCUAUCUCACAUUUUCCACAAUGGAUCGGAAACAUUUGUCCCUUUCCCAAACCAACUUUUUGAGUGUGUGAUUCAAAUAAACUAUUACCGAACGCUCUCCAUGGACGCUAUUGGCACAAACGGGAUGCAAAUGGAUUUCGGAAACGACGUACAAUCGCUGCUUCAGAGGAUUCUUUCAUUUUCUGCGGCCGGGUGGGCGGACAGCAUGACUAAAUACUAUUCUGCGACAUCAGUCGUUCCCCACGGAGACGCCGCGGGCGAAUUCAUACAGCCAGAUCGAAGCCACUGGCUCCAAAUAGCCGCUAUUUAUCAAUCUGCAGUCCUUCUAUACUGCAUAAGGUCUCUUGCUCUGAACUUUGAAGGCCUCAUUCUCGCCUCGUGCGCUUCAGAUGCAACUCCAGAUAUGAUAUCCUAUGUCACUGUUCAAGAUAUUCAGAUUGUAGCACGACAAACGCUGUCGGACAACUUGGGCAAAAUAUUUACCCCAGAAUCUGAUCUACGCCGUCAAUCUUUGGCGCGAGUGGUUACCUGGCCGCUGUUCGUAGUUGGGAUUGAAGCAGGUGACGACUUUGAGGACGCAUUGACCUUACGGGAGUUUGUGACUAGCUCAUUCAUGAGAUUGAGUAGAGCUUUGGGGACCCUGAAUUACCGGGAUGCAAAGGCUUUCUUGGUGAGCGAAUAUAAUCGUCGGGACAACAUCAGGCAUGCUGGGAACUCCGACUAUCAAUGCUGGUGGAAGGAUGUUUUUGAGCAUCUGCCAGAUAGAUGCGCUUUUUUCAUGUAG
Molecule: messenger RNA, 2097 nt
Organism: Histoplasma mississippiense
Lineage: Eukaryota; Fungi; Ascomycota; Eurotiomycetes; Onygenales; Ajellomycetaceae
Exons: 8
Coding region: 1-2097 (698 amino acids)
Biological process (GO): positive regulation of transcription by RNA polymerase II
Cellular component (GO): nucleus
Molecular function (GO): DNA-binding transcription factor activity; transcription cis-regulatory region binding
Source: RefSeq, a predicted model, not a curated record